CUUCCCCGUGCUCUGGGAUGUCGAGCACAUACAGAGCGCUCUCCGCAGCCUCGGUCGUCCAGGUGUGGAGCGGCGGGAAAGGGGCUGCCUUUUCCCGGACGGAGCGGAGAGGUGAAGAUAACUCCUGCUGCCCCUGUCAUCACUUUGGAAGAGUGACAGCGGGGAAACGGGACGAUCCGUCCGCUGGACCGAGCUUGCUCAUUUGCUGACUCUUGCAUCCGUUUAAGUUCAUUUCCAUAAUUGCGAGGAGGUUUCUGUAUUCAGCUGAGUUCUGUUGAUUCCCGACAUGGACCCGGGUUGACACUGGAUUGUUUUGGGCUGCGGAUGUGAAGGGAUUCAGACGUGGAUUAGAAUGCUGAUGAGGAGCACCUAAGCUUUGGGACAGAGAGCUCCUUAAGAGGAGCAUGUGGACAUGUUUGGCUUCUCCAAGAAGCCAAAGCUGUCCGGCCAUAGGAAUAAGACGUCAGGCUGGCCGCCCCCAGGCCCGGGCUCGUGGGGUGGGCUGCAGGGGCCCCCGUACAGUUGGGACAGCAUGAACAACACCAGGGAUGGCCGGGACUUCUUUACCAACCAAGGGUCCCAGAGCAGCUCCCUGGAGGAGGUCCACCUGGACGGCCUCCCCCCCGCCCCUCGUCUGGUGGAGAUGAGACGGGAUCCGGUCCUGGGCUUCGGGUUUGUGGCUGGCAGCGAGAAACCGGUGGUGGUCCGUUCCGUCACUCCAGGUGGUCCGUCCGAGGGGAAGCUGCUGCCAGGCGACGAGAUCAUCAUGAUCAACGAUGAACCAGUCAGCUCAGCCCCCAGGGAGAGAGUCAUCGAUCUCGUCAGGAGCUGCAAAGAGUCCAUCAUGCUGACUGUUGUUCAACCAUUUCCUUCUCCUAAAUCAGCGUUCAUCAGUGCAGCCAAAAAAGCCAUGCUCAAGUCCAAUCCGGUCAAAGUGCGCUUUGCUGAGGAGGUCAUUAUAAACGGCCAGGUCCCGAAUCCGGUGAAGGACAACUCUCUUCUGUUCAUGCCAAACGUCCUGAAGGUCUACCUGGAAAACGGGCAGACGAAGUCUUUUCGUUUCGACAGCAGCACGUCCAUCAAGGAAGUGAUCCUGACCCUGCAGGAGAAGCUGUCGAUCCGCUGCAUCGAGCACUUCUCCCUGGUGUUGGAGGAGAGGACCGAAGGUUCUGGAAGCAAACUGCUUCUCCUGCAUGAGCAGGAGACGCUUACUCAGGUUACCCAGAGGCCUGGUUCUAACAGGAUGAAGUGUUUCUUUCGAAUCAGCUUCAUGCCCAGGGACCCAGUGGAGCUGCUCCGCCGGGACGCUGUGGCGUUUGAAUACCUCUAUGUGCAAUGUUGUAACGACGUGGUCCUGGAGCGCUUCGGCCCAGAGCUGAAGUACGAUGCUGCGCUGCGACUGGCCGCCCUGCAGAUGUACAUCCUGUCCAUGACGACCAGACAGAGUCAGAAGGUUUCACUAAAAUAUAUCCAAAAGGAGUGGGGUCUGUCGCUGUUCCUGCCUCCAACUGUGCUGUCCAGCAUGAAGGAGAAAAACAUCAAGAAGGCCCUGACGCACAUCCUCAAAACCAACCAGAAUCUUGUGCCUCCGGGGAAAAAGCUAACUGCAUUGCAGGCCAAGGUGCAUUACCUGAGGUACAUCAGUGAACUCAAGCUGUAUGGAGGGAGAGAGUUUAAAUCGAUACUUUUGCAGGGAGAGAAACAGACGGAGGUGACGCUGUUGGUGGGGCCGCGGUACGGGAUCAGUCACGUCAUCAACGCUCGGACCAACCUCGUAGCCCUGUUGGCCGACUUCAGCCACGUCAACCGCAUCGAGAUCCUCACAGAAGACGAGACCAACGUCCGGCUGGAACUACAUGUCCUGGACGUAAGACCCAUCACACUGAUCAUGGAGUCUAGCGAUGCAAUGAACCUUGCUUGCCUAACAGCAGGCUACUACCGCCUCCUAGUGGACUCCCGGAGAUCUAUUUUCAACAUGGCCCACUGCAAUAACAUAGCAGAGGAUGACACCAGUCAGGACCGCGUGCUAGAGUGGCCGUACAGCACAUCUUUAGGGGAAAAUGAAGAGCCGUCACAGGGGGUGGCCUACAACAGGGACUAUCCAGACAGUAGCCAGGGGGAAAACAGCAUUUCUCCUUACUUUAACGAGCCCCAAAACAUGGAUGGCGACCACAGGGCAAGAAGAAGUCCGGUGCCCCCUCCUCUUCCCCCUCCUACCAGGCACAAAACCCAAGACUCUCCUCGCAGCGCCAAAGUUUCAUUUAUUUUUGGGGGUAACCCCCCCUUGAACAGACCCAGGAACUAUGACGUACUGCCAGAGAGCCCCGAGUCUUCGGAGCCCUUCCAGUUCAACGAGCUAACGCACGUCUAUAGCAACAUCAUAACUGAGGAAGGUGGUGAGGAGCCCUUGCUGAGGGAGCUGUUCUAUCGAGACACGACGGACGAUGCGGAGGACGACGAGGAUGCUUCCUGUGAGGAGGACUCCACAGGGGGGACUCCAGUGGGGGAUAACAGGGACGGUGGCGACGACUGUGGCGGCCAAGGUGCACGGGUGCCCACAGCGGCCGGCAAAGCCACUUUUCUCACUCUCUCUGGGUCCACGGAUGACAUCAUCGACCUCACGUCGCUGCCGCCUCCCGAAGGAGACGACGGCGUCAACGAGGACGAGGACGACACUCUGCUGCAGACCCUCAACCUUGCGAUCGCAGCGCCGCCGCCGGGCUUUCGGGACAGCAUAGACGAGGACACAGCCCCGGAGGGACGGCCCCUAAGCACAUGUGAUAAUGAUGACAUCCCCGUAUCGCUAAUCGAUGCCGUCCCGACACACGGGGACGAAGAAGGAAGCAGGGGAGGGGAGAGUAGGUUAGAGAAUGCAGUCAUGAAUUCUCUACAAGCACUGGAGGACCUAUCAGUCUCUGAACAGAGACCUCCCCGUCCACCUCCCAGCAGUAACAACACAGGUAUUUGCACAUCUCAAGGAUUUAGCCCAGAGUCGUCCUCAGAUUCUGGCAAUGAGACCAACUCCUCAGAGAUGACAGAAAUCUCUGAACUAGCCUCUCAUAGACUCGCCGAGAGCCACAUGCGCUUGCUUGUAGCCACGAGAGAGGGUUACCAACCUUUACUGGAGGAGAAAACAGAAUUUCCAGUCUCGCCCAAUUCAUGCUCAACCAUAGAAAAGAAACCCCGCAGUCCAACUCGACACCUUCACCCUCCAGCAGUUCCUCCGAGACGUAGCCCCCAGCUAGACCUGACGCCAUCAGGGUCUGACAGGUUGGAGGUGAAAUCUCAGACUACUGUCUUGGUUACGCUCCAGCGCCCCAGUUCGACGACACCAGGAGGUAAACACCAGAAAAAGUCUGCUCACUCGAGUGGAAAGUACAAUACCUUCAGCACAAGGGAAGGACUUCGAAGUGAGAUCAAUAACAGACGCAGCUAUCUUGAUUUGAACCAGCACACUUUAUUCAGUGAGCAGGAAGAAGGUCAGAGGAGGCAGAAUUCUUUUGCUGCUGCUUCUUCUUCUGUAACCGAGGGCACUGGAGUGACGAGCCCAGCUCGAGAGCAUCGAAAUAAUCUUUGCCCGUCUUCGACUGUUUCCGACCGCUUCUUAGAGGUUGUCAACAUGGGAGGCUGUGAUGCAGGCAACGGAGCUGCAGCCGCUGAGCAGGAUGAACAUUUGGUUGUGGCAUCCUUACUGUCCCCGAGCAAGCAAUCCAGAUCAGGGGGUUCUGAGCACGGAUCGGAUACACAAAGUGACCAUCAGCCGAUUUCAAGACAACAGAGUGUUGCGCGGUUGUGUGAGUACCACCUGGCCAAAAGGAUUUCGAAUUUGCAAGGAGAAGCCCAGAGUUCGCUGCAGGGCUCUCUGUGCUCCUCACUUGAUGCAGGCGGCAGCACAAACAGCAGUGCCUGUGCCACGCCGACCGACUCUCCUCUUGGCCCUAGUGCAGUUGAGUCAAAACACCACCGCUUGCAAAAGCACCCACUUUCAAGCUCUUCUUCCUCCCUACUUAGAGUGCUAAACAACGAAGACAACAAAUCUGGAUUCCAGAGCCAGAACACCCAAAGCAAAGACCUCCAUCCCCAUGCUGACCCUGCCCUCCUUCGAAAAAUGCUGCCCAACAUUCACCCCACUCUUGCCGGGGGGGAAACAAGCCGACCCUCCUCAGCAACUCCAUCCAAGCAUAAGGAGAUAGCAGGCGCUGGAAGCAAGAAGCACAACAGUGAGAUCCAUGCUAAACAACAAGCCUGUUUUAAGGGGACUAACCCUAAGGAAGGCAGUGAGGCCUACAGACAACUGAUAAACUAUCUUACAGUGAGCCAGAUGCAUCAGGGAGGGAAGUUACAUAGUGCAGGUAUGGGAGGGGCAGUUAAAAAAGACACCAGACGUUUUAUCACAAGCAACCCUCAACUAGUUGAAAUGGUUAAAAGUAGGGGGAGUACCGCUGCUCGUUGUCCAUGUAUGCCUUCGUCUCUGUCGUCCCCAUUUCUCAGCCCUAAUAUCGUAAAUCCUCACUCAGCCACAAUGCAGUUGGCAAAUAAAAAUCCAAGGUCCUACCUUUCAGCUACACUUCCUGCCAAACUCAUGAGAAGCCCCGAUAUGCAUGUCCAGAGACCGAAUGACAGUUUAGACUUCAGGAGAGCUGCCACUGAACGGAGGAGUUCUUUUUCUGGUCUAGAAAGUGAGCUUGGCAGGGAUGGUAUUGAUCCUGAGCAAUUUCUCUCGCACUGUAAAAGGCAAGACUGCAUGAACCGUGACGGGGCUUUGAAUCCGAGUCGAAAUCGGGACUGCGGAGGCAACGGUAACCGCCCUCCACCUCGCUCAAGAAGUCAACCUAGUGGCAGCACAGAGGAAUGGUUCAAACCAGACUUGAAGUCGAAACAUCAAUCUCCUCCUAGACCUAGCGAUUCGUUUUGUUUCUCUCCUGCCCCCAGUUUGUGUGGUCAGCGUGCAGACCUCAAUGCCCUCUCACUAGGGCAGGGCGACCACCCGUCCGCUUUUAUCAGACAGACGUCUAGUCGGACUAGAACUACCAUUUCAUCUCCAACGCCACAAUCGCCACCUCCACCGCCACCACCUCUACCGCCACCUCCUCCUGUAUCUCUGUCUGUGCAGGCAAACUCUAGCGCUGGCAACUCAGGAUGCUCUCAAGAUUCUCUUCACCCAAUCCAGUUUCGGCAGAACCACAUUCAGUCUGUUGCACCAACCCUGUCACAGACAGACCAAUUCAGCAGUAGCAUGCAGCGAGGAAGAGAGCUCAAGCGCAGCUCAAGCAAUGUGACAAGUUCGGGAAGUGUUGAGGCUUUAUUUGAUAAGCCCAUUCGAAGCCGGAGCCAGCAGCCCUUGUCAGCGUCGAUGUCUCAACAAAGUGACGCCAAAGUCCAACGUAGACAAGCAAGAAAACGCCUUUCCAAGAGCUACUCCCAAGGAUCUGUGUCCUCACAUGCAACCUGUUGGUCUACAGGCAGCGGGGUGGACAGUAGAAGGGCGUCUGUUGCAUUUCCAUUACACAAAGACUCUAAACAUACAAAGGGCUCACAAAAACUUGACACCAGUCCCUGGAGAUGCAACGGCCCCUUCAGCUACUGCUUCUUUAAACGUAAAACUGAGGGAGAAGAUGACGAAAUCGAGUGGGAGAGGCCUAGGGGAAGCCGCGUUGGGAGCAAUAUUGACAAUAACGGUGCUGUCGCAUCCACUAUAACCCCCUAUGGCUCAGCAGUGGAUGAGCAGCUAUACGGUGAGGUCCUCGACAACAUGAGCUUCAGUGACCGUCUGGCCAGAAUCAACGCUCUCAAGGACCGCAUGUAUGGCUUCCCGUCUGGUUUCAACGACGUCCGUCGAGAUGCUAGCGAGCUCAUUGCGCUGGUGAGAUCCAGUGUGGGUCGGUGUGACCGUGGAGUCCAGAUGCCUAUCCAAGAUGUUUCCCAGUACAAGCAGCUCCUUUCUGUCGAAUCAAAAGAGUUAGGCCGGGCAUGCCGGAGAAUGGCACAAGCCCACAGUAGUCCCGAUGAAAUGCUGCUAGCGGUUACAUGUAGCUUUCAGGUGCUAUGUUGUCUGUGUGAAGCUUGUAUGUGUCUAGUUAGGGGAGUCGGAGCCUCGGCGUCACAGCAGCAAAGAGAAGUUGUAGCAAAAGUUGACGAGGUUGUUAUGAACUAUAUCUGUUUGCUCAAAGCAGCUGAAGCUGCGACUGUGGGUGCCCCAGGGGAGCACAGCGUGAAAGCCCUGGUCCGCCACUCCAGUACCAUGUCGGCUAUUGCUAACGCACUCACCCGCUCCCUUAAAACGCUGCUAAGCAAGUAGAGGCUAUUUCCAAUGCUUUAUAGUAUGGCCUAUGCAGUCAGUAGAAGUCUGUCUUUAGACAUCUCACUGUUUUUUGAGUUUUCUGAAAGAUUCAGAUGUUUUCCUGUUGUGUCUAGGUGGUUUUUACGUCUAAAGAGAUAUUUAUUGCAGUUAAGCUUAACAUUAGGAUUACAUAUAAAUGAAAAUGCUUAAUAAGAGUAAAUACUUUUACUGAUUACAUUAUUGUAAUGUAUAUUUACAAAGCCAUACUGUUACAAACCUUUGUAAUAAAUGUACCAAGUAGAUACUAUACCCUUUUAUCUGUGCAUUAUGUAACUUAUUUAAAAUGUAAAUAAUGUACAUUAAUACUAUAUAAUUGUAUCAUUUGAAGUAACACUUUAGUGAAGCCAUGGAGAACUUGGCUUGAUUUACUGUAAUAUUUUGCAGGGAUGAAGGGUCACUUUAUGUUCAGUCAUGUAAAGUUUUAAUACAAAUAUAAUAAUUAUAAGAAAAACUAUUUUAGAGCUUUAAGUAAUAUUUGCAACUGUCAGAUCGCUGAGAAAAUUAUCGCAUUAAAUUGUUGCACUUUUGCUUGUUUCAAAGACUAAAAUAAUAUGCUUUACAAAGAAAAACGUAAAUAAAGUACCAUAGCAUUGCAUUACUUUGUUAUAUUUUGUAUUAUUUCUGAUAAUGAUAUAAUAUGAUUUUCUGAUAUGUCCUAAAGAGAAUUGUGAAAUAUCCCCAAAAAGGAAUAUUUAAAACUAUACCAACGUAAAAUUAGAACAUCUUCUAGGAAUUGUUCUGACUUGCUUUGAUCAAAUUAUAUUGACUUUUUUCAAGUGAUUUAUUUUUUGUUUUAGUUUUUUUUUCUCUGCUCACAUUGUUUCCUAUUGCAUAUGAUCAAUCAGAAUAUCUUUAUGGGGAAAGAAUAAAUGAAAUCAGCUUAUUUUUUUGCUAUAAUCCACAAAACUAUUAAAAGAUGUUUUACAUGAAUAUA
Molecule: messenger RNA, 7274 nt
Organism: Fundulus heteroclitus (mummichog)
Lineage: Eukaryota; Metazoa; Chordata; Actinopteri; Cyprinodontiformes; Fundulidae
Product: FERM and PDZ domain-containing protein 4
Exons: 16
Coding region: 413-6298 (1961 amino acids)
Biological process (GO): signal transduction
Cellular component (GO): cytoskeleton
Molecular function (GO): protein binding
Source: RefSeq, a predicted model, not a curated record